Verticillium nonalfalfae is the source of this 741-nucleotide messenger RNA. RefSeq lists its product as uncharacterized. Bases 1 to 741 code for a protein of 246 amino acids. The record is from RefSeq and is a predicted model, not a curated record. Gene Ontology annotation, molecular function: GTP binding; GTPase activity. The transcript is spliced from 3 exons. Lineage: Eukaryota; Fungi; Ascomycota; Sordariomycetes; Glomerellales; Plectosphaerellaceae.
AUGGAGGGAACCGGAAACUCUGCCUCUAAGCCGAGCAGCAGCGUCAAGCUGGUGCUGCUCGGAGAGGCCGCCGUUGGCAAGUCCUCGCUCGUUCUCCGCUUCGUCAACAACGACUUUCAAGAGAACAAGGAGCCCACGAUCGGCGCCGCCUUCCUCACACAAAAGUGCAACCUGCCGACUAGGACGAUCAAGUUUGAGAUUUGGGACACGGCGGGCCAGGAACGUUUCGCCUCGCUGGCGCCCAUGUACUACCGCAACGCCCAGGCCGCCCUCGUCGUCUACGACCUGACCAAGCCGACGUCGCUCGUCAAGGCGAAACACUGGGUCGCCGAGCUGCAGCGCCAGGCCUCGCCGGGCAUCGUCAUCGCCCUCGUCGGCAACAAGCUCGAUCUGACCAACGACGGCGGCGCCGGAUCGGCCGGCGGCCUCGGCGAUGACGGUGACGACGGCGCCGACGGCGAGGCCGACGGCGAGGACGCCAGCGGCGACGCGCGCAAGGUCUCGACCGACGAGGCCAAGACGUACGCCGACGAGGAGAGCCUGCUGUUCUUCGAGACGAGCGCCAAGACGGGCCACAAUGUCGCCGACGUCUUCACGGCCAUUGCCAACGCCAUCCCCGAGACGUCGCUCAAGAGCACGAGGGGGCCCGGCGCCGCCAACGCCGUCAGCCGAGGCGGCGAGGAGCAGAGGGUCAACCUCAACCAGCGCGACGCGGCGGCCAAGGACAGUUGCGCCUGCUGA